AGAUGAAAUACAAAAUUCAGUACAGUUCGAUAGUUCGUAAGAUGAUCAGGUUCGCCAUUUUGUUAACUGUUGUCUGCGCCAGUGUUUCAGCUUUCAGUAUCCAAGAUAAAGAAGUCCAUCGACCACCGCACUUCAACAUACAAGACAUUGAGGAACUGCAAUCUCCUCCUAAAUUCGGUGUCCUAGUAAAAGAGUCCAACUCAUCUUCUAAUUUGGUUCACUGCACAGCCACUUCAUGCUGUGCAAGUGGCCAAGUUUGUGGAGCGAAUUACUCUUGCCUUGAUGGAAAAACCUUGGAAAAAUGCCUUACCUCCUCGUGGGAUUCGAUGCUCACCCACUCACUGCUGCUUAAAGAAAUAUCGUUGCGGUCCAGGUUUCUCUUGCCUUGAUCCAAUUACUUACAGGUUCAUGACGAGAAAGGUACCCUGCUAGUAAUACUAGAUAUCAUUACAGGAUACUUAUAAGAUUUAAGGAUUAUAAUAUUAUUAAAUAAAAUAAUGCAUAAAGCUUCACAAACCAUUUACGUAAAUAAAUCCCUUGUAAAUAUAUAUUCCUGGUUCCUGGAGCAUCCAUUGUCUCAAGUUGUUUA
Nezara viridula (southern green stink bug) is the source of this 589-nucleotide messenger RNA. NCBI's taxonomy places the organism in Eukaryota, Metazoa, Arthropoda, Insecta, Hemiptera, Pentatomidae. The record is from the annotation of a GenBank genome assembly.